CAUUUCCUAUUCCUUCCUGCGUAAGGACGAUGAAGAAUGAACAAAAUGAACGUUUGACUCAUCUUCCCUUCUCCCCAACCCUGAAACCGAGUCCCACACAGUACACACGCGGUCAUAGUGCAGAACCCAAGACACCAACAAAGGCCCCUCUCUUCUAUGAAUCCCAAUCUUACACCGGUAGGUAGCAGUCGGUAGUAGGAAGCCAUCUGCUAUGGCUGCCCUCUGCAUCAUCUUCACCACCAUCCUUUUCCAUCUAUCGUCUUCUCGUGCAACAGCGCACCCGCUGAAAACCAGGCUGUUCACAAACCUCAUUGAGCCACCUACCUCCCCGACUGUUUUCUUCGAGGUCACAAGACCCAUCCAAACCCCCAAAGAGCCCCCCUGUUCAUCCCUCGUCCUCCAGCAUGAUUUUGGCUACACUUAUGGCCUCCCACCUGUGACUGUCCCCUACACCCCUCCAACCCACUGCCCAUCUCUCGACUGGUCCAUGGUGGUGCUUGAAUGGUCCGCAGCAUGCAAGGGGACUCAAUAUGACAGGAUCUUCGGGGUAUGGCUCAGUGGAGUGGAGAUUCUAAGGAGCUGCACUGCUGAGCCGAGAGCCAGUGGCAUCUAUUGGAAGGUGGAGAAGGACAUAACGAGGUUCUCUUCCCUACUCAAGCAGAAUCAGACCCUCUCUGUCUAUCUCGGGAAUCUUAUCACUAGCGUCUAUACUGGAGUUUACCAUGUCAAUCUCACUUUUCAUUUCUAUCCCAAACAAGAUGGUACGAAACAGAUGGGUUUGGCUUCAAAACUCGAUUCUCCUGCUGAUUUGAUCCUGCCCAUUUCAAGAACUCCUCCUUUGAAUGAUGGGUAUUGGUUCUUGAUAGAGAACUCAACUGAUGUGGAGCAGAAACAGUUCAGUCUACCCCGGAAUGUAUACAGGGCGGUGCUUGAGUUGUAUGUUUCUUUCCACUCUGACGAUGAAUUUUGGUAUGCAAAUCCGCCGAAUGAAUACGUCGAGGCCAACAAUUUGACUGACACUCCUGGUAAUGGAGCUUUCAGGGAGGUGGUAGUGAGGUUGGAUGAGAGGGUAGUGGGUGCAGUGUGUCCUUUUACUGUUAUCUACACCGGUGGGAUUAAUCCUCUUCUUUGGAGGCCGAUUACGGGAAUCGGUUCCUUUGAUCUCCCUUCUUAUGAUAUAGAGAUCACACCAUUCUUGGGGGAGAUUCUCGACAAGAAAAACCACACCAUCAAGUUUAGUGUUACUGAUGCACUGGAUGUAUGGUACGUCGAUGCAAAUUUGCAUCUUUGGCUAGAUGGAAGAAAGAAGAAAACAAAGGGUAAGUUGGUGAUGUAUGACGCCCCACCUUCACAGGUCAAUGUGCUGUCUAAAUUCAAGGGUUUAGAUGGCGUUUUCAACACGAGUGGUCACCGGCACAUAUCGGCCACAGGGUGGGUGAAGUCAUCUCAUGGCAAGGUCACCACUCACACUGUUCAAAGAUUUGGAUAUAGAAAUUGGAUGAAGUUUGGGAACGAUGGCAAUGCACAGACAGUGAAUCAGACAAUCCAUUCCAACUAUGGCGUUUACUUCACACUCCCUUCUUCUAAUGUCUAUUCGAUUCAGUUGAUCCGAACAUUUCCUCUGUACCUCUAUACUGCUGCUGUGGACCAGACAAAUACAAGUUACAAAGAUGUGACUGAUGUGUUUCUGGGAUUCGAUGAGUAUUCAUUCAGGGGUGAACGGUUUGGUUUCUCAUUCAGUUCACUUAGAAAUUCACAGGCAGCCCGGGGCUACAUGGUUGUCAAAGGGAGUUCAGUAACCAGUGGAUUGGGAAGUACUGGGGAGGUAUACAGGUAUGAGAGCACUGAAGGAUGCUACUUUAGAAACGUGAGUAGCAGUAACUACACUAUCCUCCAUGACUACUCGAGCUAUCUUUGCAGCAAAAGAUCGCCAUUAGGUGCAGAGAAUGUAUUUGACGGGGUUUGGCUUAGUAAGGUGAAAGUGGGCCGCUAUGCAGGUGGUCGUGACUUAUGAUCACCCUGGUGUCACCUCUCAGUGUCUCCCAAUUUUUCAAGUCCACAUGCUAUGGACAUGAGGUGAUGA
This is a messenger RNA of Nymphaea colorata (pocket water lily), 2083 nucleotides long. Its product is annotated as peptide-N4-(N-acetyl-beta-glucosaminyl)asparagine amidase A-like. The transcript is spliced from 2 exons. The coding region runs from base 212 to 2014 and encodes 600 amino acids. NCBI's taxonomy places the organism in Eukaryota, Viridiplantae, Streptophyta, Magnoliopsida, Nymphaeales, Nymphaeaceae. The record is from RefSeq and is a predicted model, not a curated record. Gene Ontology annotation, cellular component: vacuole.